AUGCUCGCCACUAGGUCCUGCGACCCUGAGCAUAGCCACUGGUCCUUUGGCAAAUACUUUCCGGCUCCUGGAAAAGCUUCAACGAGUCCACGCAUGUCAGACCAGUACGAUUCUUCCCUUCCGACACAGCCAGACUGGCAGGGCCAGUAUCCAUAUCUUCCGCAGCCAGCUGGAUCUGCCUAUCCUCAAUCUUCCGAACCGAAUCAUGCCAACUCAGGAGUAGCUCAACCACAGCCUGUGGUAGAGAGCGAAAACCUUCAUUCUGCACCUUCGAGCCACAUCAACUCAGCUUCAGCGAUGGCGAAAAGUUUGAGCAGCCCCUCUGAGAGGUUUGGAUCAGAUGAUCAACGUGCGGUGGUAUGCAAGGAGGAUCCAGAUGAUCCUUUGCUUGACGAGGAUAUGGCCGAAGACGAGGCAGAUUCACUACUUCAAACUACGGCAGAACGAGUGGCAGCUCGCAGAAAGAUGAAGCGCUUCAGGCUUACGCACCAGCAAACGCGAUUCUUGACGAGCGAAUUUGCAAAGCAACCCCACCCCGAUGCUGCCCAUCGGGAAAGGCUAUCUAGGGAGAUACCUGGAUUAAGCCCUCGACAAGUCCAAGUGUGGUUUCAAAACAGGCGGGCGAAGAUUAAGAGGCUCAACGCCGAUGACCGUGAUCGAAUGAUCAAGAUGAGAGCAGUUCCGGAUGAUUUUGAUAAUGUACAAGCUUUACAUUCUCCUUACGGGGCAGUCCAUAUGCCGAUGCCGCUGGCUGCUCCCGUAGAUUUUGGACACCACCCCCCAUAUCCAAGCAAUUCGAUGAGAGCACCCCCCCUAAUGGUUGAUGUUCGACGUCAAGAGGGACCAAGUCAUAUGUCGCCUACAGGGCUGACACCAUCGUUUGGCAAUAUCGGCUUUUAUGCUUCAAGCGCAGUAAAUUCAUCCGGAGUCAUGUCGCCGAUAUCACCACACUCAAGCGAGCGUUAU
Molecule: messenger RNA, 966 nt
Organism: Trichoderma virens Gv29-8
Lineage: Eukaryota; Fungi; Ascomycota; Sordariomycetes; Hypocreales; Hypocreaceae
Exons: 4
Biological process (GO): regulation of transcription by RNA polymerase II; cell differentiation
Molecular function (GO): RNA polymerase II cis-regulatory region sequence-specific DNA binding
Source: RefSeq, a predicted model, not a curated record